UAGACUAAAAGAUAAACCAUAUCCCAAGAGUAAACAUUCUUGGGCAUUUUCUUCUUGUGUUUCUUCUUGGGUUUCUUCUAAACAAUUAGUUCAUAAUCUCCAACAUCUGUCUCUUUCCAUCCUUUCUAUCCCAAGCAUGGAGAUUGAAGAACUCAUGGCAGAAAGCAUCCAUGGUGACUCAACAAUAGAGGGACACCAUGGAGAAAACUAUGCUAGGAAAAUGUUUCAAGCCCUGGUGAGAAAUCCAUCUGUGCGAAGAUAUGCUUCGGAUGUUUCAGAUGAGUCGCUCAACCGAACCAAAUCCAUUAAGAUGCUCCAGAUGGGCGUCGAUAGGAGCGACCCCGCUGAGACCAAAUUUGCCUGGCUGCGUUCACAGCUGGUUGGAGCCGAAGUCGAGUUCGAUACUCCAUAUGGGAAACGCCUUCUUACCUAUGCCGAUCACACUGCUUCUGGGAGGGGUCUUCACUAUAUUGAAGAUUACAUUACCAAUGAUGUUCUUCCCUACUAUGGUAACACUCACACUGGUGAUAGUUUCGUUGGACACAGAACGACCAAGAUGGUGCAUGAAGCAACAGAAUACAUCAAGAGCUGCUUAGGGGGUGGCGUUGAUGAUGCACUCAUCUUCUGUGGCUCCGGCACCACCGCAGCUAUCAAGCGCCUCCAAGAGGUGAUGGGAAUUGCAGUUCCCUCGAUCAUGAGAGAAAGAAUGCUGAAGACCCUAAGGAAUGAGGAGAGAUGGGUGGUGUUUGUUGGGCCAUUUGAGCACCACUCAAAUGUCUUGUCAUGGCGACAGAGCCUAGCGGAGGUGAUCGAGAUUGGUAUCAAUGAAGAUGGCUUGCUAGACAUGGCAGCUCUGAAACUCCAACUCGAGACUUACAAGUCCUCCAAUCGUCCUAUGUUGGGUUCAUUCUCUGCCUGUAGCAAUGUCACCGGAGUCUAUUCUGAUACACGCGCCAUCGCUCGGCUUCUUCAUCAACAUGGUGCCUUCGCAUGCUUUGACUUUGCUGCGAGUGGUCCAUACGUGGAGAUCAACAUGCGAUCAGGAGAGCUGGAUGGGUAUGAUGCUCUUUUUCUUAGCCCACAUAAGUUCCUCGGUGGCCCUGGAACCCCUGGUCUCCUUCUGAUGAGCACCGCCUUGUAUCAGUUGAGAUUUUCUCCCCCUUCAACCUGUGGAGGAGGAACUGUGAGCUUUGUAAAUGGCUUCUCUGAAAGGGACACUUUGUAUUAUGAAGACAUAGAAGAGAGAGAAGAUGCAGGGACCCCACCAAUCAUCCAAAAGAUUCGAGCAGCACUAGCUUUCUGGGUGAAGGAGUACAUUGGUUACAGUGUGAUUGAAGAACAAGAACAUUUAUAUGUAAAUGCAGCUCUGAGAAGGCUUCUCCCCAAUCCAAACAUCUGGGUGCUGGGGAAUACCCGAGUAAAGCGACUAUCAAUUAUCUCUUUCCUUAUUUUCACCACCUCAAAUUCAUCCACAGAUGUGGGUGAAGAUGGUAGAAGAGUGAGAGACAGAGGACUCAACAUGUGGAGAGAGUAUGGGAACAAGAAAGACAAGCCUCUCCAUGGGCCAUUUGUCGCCAAGCUCCUGAACGAUCUCUUUGGCAUACAAGGCAGAGGUGGGUGUGCUUGUGCUGGCCCUUAUGGUCACCUUUUGCUUGAUGUCAAGGAGACUCUUUCUCUUGCCUUCCGAUCUGCCAUCCAGAAGGGCUAUGCUGGUGUCAAACCUGGAUGGACCAGAGUUAGCUUCCCCUACUACAUGUCCAUGGAAGAGUUCGAGUUUAUCAUAGCUGCAAUGGAAUUCAUAGCGAUAUACGGCCAACGCUUCCUUCCUCUGUAUCAUUUCAAUUGGAAAACUGGCAACUGGAUUUUCAGAAAAAGAGCAUUUGUUGAUAAUCAAACAGGAGAGGAGCGUCCUCUUGACUUCAGUAAAUUGGCAUUAGCUCAAAAGAAGGCUACUGGGGUGGUUAAUAAGUAUGCAUCCUACUUAGAAGCUGCUAAGAUUAUGGCAAAUUCCCUCCCAAAGUUUCCUCCACCUCGUAAGGUGCCCAAAGACAUAGAUCUCAGCCUCGUUCACUUCAGGGUCUAGCUCCUCUCUGGUGUCUUUUUGUGGAGGAAUAAGCAUUCACAUCAAAGCAAAGCAACUAAAGAGCAGAAAGAGGAUUACAUCGCGUAAUCCUUGGAUUCCUCUGAAUAAGCAAAUAAAAUAUAGGAACAGAAGAAAUUACUUCUUGUAAUCAUUUUACUCAGAAGAUACCACAAUUUAAUAGCAUGUUAGUUGUGCUCUGAGCUAUUCAUGCUUUGCAUUUAGUCAUCAAGAAAAUAGGCUUUUUUUUUUUAAUU
Molecule: messenger RNA, 2337 nt
Organism: Nelumbo nucifera (sacred lotus)
Lineage: Eukaryota; Viridiplantae; Streptophyta; Magnoliopsida; Proteales; Nelumbonaceae
Source: RefSeq, a predicted model, not a curated record